GGCUGACAGAGGAAGGGGCUGGCACGCCACCAUUACGCCUUUUUCACCAGCACAUCCGAGCCGCGCCGGCGCUGGGCCUUCACGGUACGGGUAAUUUUCCACUGGACUUUUGUUGUCUAGUCUAAACAGAAGCAAACCAUAAAAAACGCUCACUUUACAAGACAUCUGAAUCUUACUCGGGGUCAAACAGGGCCCCGGGCGAGAUUAAUAAAAACAAAUUGUCAUACUUCGUGUCGGUCGGGACUGCAGUAAGCAAGCGACACUGCGGGGAAGAUGGACAGCAACAACAUGGCGUGCAGUGAGUUAGAGGAUAAGAAACAGCCUUGGGACGCCGAGGAAAUAGAGGCUCUGGUUUCUCUCUGGGCAGAUGAGAGUGUGCAGGCAGAGCUGGAGUCAUCGGUGAGGAAUGAGAAAGUUUAUGCCAGGAUAUCUGCCGACUUGAAAGAAAUUGGCAUAAACCGCAGUCUCAAACAGUGCCGCGAAAAGGCGAAGAAACUAAAGCACGAGUACAAGACGAUGAAGAGACACAACGAGCAGGGUGGAGCGGCGGACCAGAAGAAAAGUAAAUAUUACCACCUGUUCGACUCGGUGCUGGGAAACAGACCGGCAAAGGUUGUGCCCGCCGCGUCAAACUCGCCGGCUCUCUCACUGGGAGAAGUGUUGGAUUCUCCGCAAGAAUCUGAGAAUGCAUCGUCUGUCAACAGCACUUCCAACGCACAACCUGGCCCCUCAUCAGCAACGCACGUGACAAGUCCCAGGACCACGCAGGGGAAAAAGCGAAAAAGGACAGAUGCGUCAAAUUCUGUCUCAGAAUUUGCAAAAUGCAUGCGAGAUUCCGAUGAAAGGUUCAUGGAUUUUCUGCGUCAAGAAAUGCGGGCCGACCGAGAGAUGAAAGAGAGGCAGAUGAAUUUAGACCGUGAACAGAGCAAACUGGAAGCAGAAGCAUCAGCAUCAUUAAACAGAGAUUUGGUGUCAUUUCUUGGACAAUUAGGGCAAGCACUAUUGCCAAGGAAUGCAAGAGAUUUUCCUUUGGAUUAAAGACAGACGUUUGUUAUGUCCAGAAAUAUAUUUGUCUCAAUGUAUAUUGUUGUUUUAUGUAAAGUUACAUUCUAUUGUAUAUUGUAUCAUAAGUUGUUUUUGUCAAUAAAAGGUUUAUUCAUUUCAAAACAAUUGGUGUUUAUUCAUUGGUUUAAUCAAUUAAAUUCCUUAAGUUAGUAAUCUGAGUUUAGCAUUGCUAACAUUGUGUCAUGCAAGUUAAUCCAUAUUACAAUAAUAACAUACUGAAAAACAUCCACAAACACGAAGAGCAUUAUUAAAAUGUAUACUGCCAAUGGGAUGUGAUACAAACCAUAUCGAACCAUCGAGAGCACAACUUGAGAGUGUUAAUGAGAAUACAAGAGGCAAAUGAGACCCUCAUUAGAAAUGGCAAUAGACGAGGUCAAUACAAGAUAAACAUUCAGCACUAUAAUAUUAAUUGCGUGUAUCUUCGUUCUUCAAGUAACCUUAAGAAACUCCAACGGUAGCAAAGGUCCUGCCAUCCUUGGUUCGAUUCACCUCCGCUACCUCCACUGCCUUCCCAGCAGGGUCAGCUACAAGUUGCCUCUGCCAUCGUACACGUCUCACUUGUCCACUCUAUCUUUCCUCGCUCCUGUCGUCCUGCACUACAACUCAGGACAGGUCGUAUCAGCAGAACAACUCACAACCUCCUCCUGCCAUCCUUGGUUCGAUUCACCUCCGCUACCUCCACUCCUUCCCAGCAGGGUCAGCUACAAGUUAUGUUGCCUCUGUCAUCGUACACGUCUCACUUGUCCACUCUAUCUUUCCUCGCUCCUGUCGUCCUGCGCUACAACUCAGGACAGGUCGUAUCAGCAGAACAACUCAACCUCCAUCCAUCUCCACCUCUCUACCAAGGACCAGGGUCCGUCAUUGCCGGGCGUCGCUUCUCCGUGGCAGUCCCCCUCCGUCUGGAACGCCAUCACCCCGCAUGCCACACAUUAGCAGCAUUCAAUCCACGCCGACUUUUAAGAGACACUUUAAGUGAAUAAGUACGGUAAUGAGUAAAUCUACACCGACUUUUAAGAGACACUUGAAGGUCACCGAUCUCUUAAUGGCCCCAACCUCUCACCUGAUUUUAAGGUGACACUGAACCUGGCGCCGUGCCUUGGACUAUUUAUGUCCAUGAAGUGCUGUGCGCGUUUCAAAUUACAUGGUUAUUAUAGUUAAAUAAGACGGGCAAAACACAUUUUAUUGUAUCAACGAUUAUAACAAAAACUCAGCAUGGACAAUACAAUGCUGCGUUCAGAUCGCGGUGGGAUGAAAAGGAAUUGGUAUAUUUGAACAUUUGGUCAGUGUUUUUUCCAUCUUAAUACAACGAAUAUUUACACCCAUUUCGUAUGAAGGGACACCAAUCCGUGUUUUAACACUCAGGUUAAAUGAAAGUGACAAGUUAUCUAACCUAUAAAUAAACAAUUCACCAACAUUAAAGCAAUGUAUCGCCUGGAGGCUUCGUGCAAUAUAUGUAACUCGGGCCAGGAAAGUCACAAAAGGAAUUGCACACGAACGACGCAUUCACGCAAGCACCCGAUGCUC
Petromyzon marinus (sea lamprey) is the source of this 2589-nucleotide messenger RNA. NCBI's taxonomy places the organism in Eukaryota, Metazoa, Chordata, Hyperoartia, Petromyzontiformes, Petromyzontidae. The record is from RefSeq and is a predicted model, not a curated record.